AUGGCGGCCGCUGCCUCGGAGCCUGGGCCAGCGCUUUGGGCGGAUUGGCCACGGGCCGGCCCAGAGGACGCCGAGAGGGGGAAGGGAGGGCGGCGGGUGGCCAACGGACUCUCAGCCCCUCGGACCCCGCGGCCCCGCGGGCACCACCAGCCUGGGCUGUCCGGCGCAAGUCACCACCGCUGGUUGAAGCAGGCCUCACUGGCUGUGCUGGUGGUGCAGAACGCCUCGCUGAUCCUCAGCAUCCGCUACGCCCGGACCCUCCCCGGGGACCGCUUCUUCGCCACCACGGCCGUGGUCAUGGCGGAAGUGCUGAAGGGAGCCGCCUGCCUUCUGCUGCUGUUUGCCCAGAAGAGGGUGAAGCACUUUGUGCUCUUCCUGCAUGAGGCGGUCCUGGUCCAGUACGUGGACACGCUGAAGCUGGCCGUGCCCUCCCUCAUCUACACCCUCCAGAACAAUUUGAGUCGUGGCAUCUUACCUGGCCCACCUUGUUCUGCCCGGAAACCGUCCAGGCUGCGGGGGCCCUCCCUGCUCCGUUUCCUGGGUGUGGCCCUGGUCCAGGUCCAGCAGGCAGGUGGUGCAAGGCCCCCGCCCGGGGGUCAGAACCCCCGGGGCGGCCGGGUGGCCGUUUGCGUCGGGUUCCCGGGUGUCCGGAAGAUCCAAAUGGUGGGUGGGUGGCUGGAACUGGAGCUGGGCCUCUUCGGGACUCUGCUGGGCCUGGCAGGGCUGUGGUGGGCCGAGGGCGGGGCCGUGGCCAGUCGAGGCUUCUUCUUCGGCUACACACCGGCCGUGUGGGGGGUGGUGCUGAACCAGGCCUUCGGCGGCCUGCUCGUGGCCGUGGUGGUCAAGUACGCGGACAACAUCCUCAAAGGCUUCGCCACCUCCCUCUCCAUUGUCGUUUCCACAGCAGCCUCCGUCCGCCUGUUUGGCUUCCAGGUGGAUCCGCUCUUUGCACUGGGGGCCGGCCUGGUCAUCGGGGCCGUCUACCUCUACAGCUUGCCCCGAACUGCUGCCGUGGUCACCCCUCCCCCUCUGAACACAGCGCCGCUGGCCAGUGGCCGCCAUGCGGACCCUGAGGAGGAGCCCUUCCUGCCCAAGCUGCUGGCCAAGGAGAAGGGGUCGUAGCUACCCUAUGGUCUGAUGGGGGGGCCGAAGAUUCCCAGCACCUCCCAUGUCUGCUUUGAGGAUACCCUGGUCCUGUCUCUUCCAUGUGGAACUGGAGGCAGCUUCUUCAGUAUUAAGGAGUUAAACACUGUGUCUCCCCCACCCACCCCCCUCAAGGCCCACCUCUGCCAAGUUUGGGCUGAUGGGAACUUCAAGGUCUUCCUCUCUAACUCCUUAGGCUUAAGACUACUGACUUCUGAUCCGGCUCCCUUCAUUGGCUGAGACUUCUACAAAGUAUUGAUUGAGCCAAGUUCUGUAGGGAAUAUUUCCUCUGAAAAUAAAUUUGUAACAGCUUC
Molecule: messenger RNA, 1457 nt
Organism: Sarcophilus harrisii (Tasmanian devil)
Lineage: Eukaryota; Metazoa; Chordata; Mammalia; Dasyuromorphia; Dasyuridae
Gene: SLC35A2
Product: solute carrier family 35 member A2
Biological process (GO): pyrimidine nucleotide-sugar transmembrane transport
Cellular component (GO): Golgi membrane
Molecular function (GO): UDP-galactose transmembrane transporter activity
Source: RefSeq, a predicted model, not a curated record